UUAAACAAGGAUCCGAGGUUAAACGACGCUCCUGCAUUGGCCUUAGUAAAACGAACGAAAAAUGUGCGUAAUUAGAAAGUGCCACAGUUGUUCAGAUACGUCUCACUAAUGUAAAGGAAGGCGAUGUGACGGCUGGAUUGAAUUGGGGCCAUAAUCUCGCUCCAGCCUGUUUGGCAUUUUGAUUGAUGCUCUCGCUGUUCCAGCGGGCAGGCUCCGCGAAGUAAGGAAAAAAAGAAGGGAAGAAGGGAAAAAAAUAGACAAUCGACUUCAGUUAAGCCUUACUCACACACAUUCACUCACACCUAUUUGAGAACAACUGAUGUGAGACGACGUCUUGAAGUUCAGAGAACUCGGACUGCGAGAAGGAUCUGCGUGUUUUGCGGAGGGUCGAGGACACGAUGGAUCACAUCGGAGUUCAUCUCCACCACCCGCUGGCAGAACCCAUAAGUUUUGGGAUCGAUCAGAUUUUGAACAAUGUUGAUCAGGGGAGCUGUAUGAUUUCCAAUUCCAGGCUACAGGAUUCGGAUUAUGGUUUAGGCUGCGUUGUCAGCACUGCCUACAGCACGAUGACUGGUAACUACAACGCCAAUAAUUCAGGAGGUUACGGCGGCAGCGCCUGCAGCGUUACAUCCCUGAACGGCUCUUACAACGUGAGCACCGGCAUGAAUGUCAACGGAAAUAAUCUGGGCACUGCUGGCGUGAUUCGCGUGCCUGCCCAUCGACCGCUGAGUGGAGUUCAAUCAAUACCCACCAGCAUGAGUACAGUGCCCGGCGUGGGCAGCAUGAAUGCCAUCAACAAUCUCACGGGAUUAACCUUCCCUUGGAUGGAGAGCAACAGAAGAUAUACAAAAGACAGGUUUACAGUGGCGCUCUCACCCUUCAAUGUAACACGUCGUAUAGGUCACCCGUACCAGAACCGGACCCCGCCGAAGAAGAAAAAGCCUCGGACGUCCUUCACGCGACUGCAGAUUUGCGAGCUGGAGAAGCGCUUUCACCGGCAGAAGUACCUGGCGUCAGCUGAGAGGGCGGCCCUUGCAAAAGCACUUAAAAUGACUGAUGCUCAAGUCAAAACAUGGUUCCAGAACAGAAGGACAAAAUGGAGACGGCAGACAGCAGAGGAGCGCGAGGCCGAGAGACAGCAGGCCAAUCGGAUUCUUAUGCAGCUCCAGCAAGAAGCUUUUCAAAAGACACUGAACCAGCCGGUCACCCCGGACCCGAUCUGCCUGCACAACACCUCCCUAUUCGCUCUUCAGAAUCUUCAGCCUUGGACUGAAGACACCAGUAAAAUCAGCACGGUGUCUAACUGUGAAUAACGGAACUGAAAAACAAACGCCGAUCUGUGGCUUUGUAGCACAAAGAGAAAAAAAACAUGCGGCGGAGAAAAGGAUCAGACCAGCGAUUUCGUACAAGAUACACAGCGUAUCAAACUGUACCUUAAAACCUGAUGUGAGAAACAUUAGAAGACUUAUAUCGGGCUAUUAUGCAAACUACCAGUCACGAGGAUAACGAAUAACGAAACUGCCUGGUACAGCUAACAAUUAAAAUGAAUUUAUACAGCAUCUUCAUAUACCUAUAGUCGAAGCUACUCAAUCGUAAUGUGGAAGUGUGUUGUAGACAUCGCCUACUGACCGUUUCACGCACGCAUAUUUUAAUAUUUGCUAGUACUUAUAUUUAAGUCACGGAUGUGUAUAAUUUAGUAUUGCAACAAAAUAAAGGCACAUUUUAAAUAGACCUAAUGCAUAAAAUAUGGUUUUAAUCCACGUUUGUAUCCAUUCUAAGAAGUAGACUAUGCAUAAAUAUCAAUCUCUCUGUCCACGUCGAUUGCUUUUUGGUAAACACUAUUGCUGAUAGCCGGACCUAAAGUUUUAAAAUGACAUAGGUCUGUAAAAGGACAUUGAUGUCUUUCUUUUUUAUGUUUUAUAAUGUAUUCAGUUUUUGAUCUAUAUAAAAACGAAAUGUGAUCGAAAUUACGUCUACAAACAAUUUCUAUUAAUUUUAAAUGAUUCUAAAAAAUUUUUUUGCCGGAAGAUCUCUUUUAUAAACGGAACAUGUUGCAUACAUCAUUUGCCCAAAAUUAAUUUCAGCUCUGUUUUCACAAAAACGUGUGUUCAGCAUUUAUAAAACUGGACUCAUUUUACACAUUCAAAGGGUGGCAUUUGCGACCGAACUAUUAGCCAGUCUUUUUCACAUAGACCUUCACCAGUGGGGUGAACAGCGGUGUUUAAACCCAAAGGGGACCAGAGACUCUGCAUUUUUUAACUUGGAUAACAUUUAGACCUACUGUUGCAUUUUAUCAUCCACUUAAACUGCGGCCAUUACGUGUCUCCACUCUAAAUAUCUUUUGGUAACAGCAAUGGACAAGCCUGAUUCACGGAUGCUUAACAGGAUUACCUGAACGAAACAUGUUGUUGUGAGAACAGAAGCAAACAGUGAAAAGAUUGCAAGGAAUCAGGACAUUCUUUGCUUUUUUUCCUUCCAGGCAAAACUGUUACCUUUCCCUGAAUUUAUACUGAUAAACAGUUCAGUAUAUAGGCUCCACCGGUCAUUGAUUUGGUUUUUAUUUAUAACAUGUUUAAAAGUAAAAUCAGAGAAUAACUUCAAAUCUAUGAAGGGAAACUGUUACAUUUCAUUCAUUUAUUGAAUACUUUUAUCGUUGCUUAUUAACUUACGUAGACGUCCUCAGAUUUGAACCCACAUCUUCUUUGUUAUCAGGGCAGCGGAAAUUUUUUUGAGCCAUUUGUACAAGUAGCAUUAGCCUUUUCGCUGCCUGAUCAUAUAUUUGCGAUAAAGGCAACAAUAGUUUUUAAACACUCAUUUACAAAUUCCUGCUUGAAAGUAAUUGGAAAUGUCAUCUAUGUCAUAAAAAAGUAAUAAUGUACAUGUUAAGGCCAUAAACCAAUGAACAUGACAGUGUUGUUUGAUAGGCUAUGGUUUAUCUAUUCUCUUUAUUAACUACGUCUAGGGAGGGAGACUGUUGUAUAAUGAAAAUGUUUGGAGAUGUAAAGUUAAGAAUAUUGUGGAUUACCCACAUUGAAUGGUAUAACUGAGAGAGAUAUAUAAUAAGUCAAUUACACAACAGUUUAGUUAUUAAAACGUGCACAAAAAUCCAUAUUGCAUUCACAUAUUCGCCUGUGAGUGCAUGUACUGUGAACCAUUUUCAUUAAGCGGCAAGGCACGUAUUUGUCUGUGGGUUUCUACAAGAUUAUUUAAUGUUUAUGUGAUACAAAUAUGUAACGUUUCAGGCCACCCUGUCCAGUAUCUAUUAUCUUUUAGUUUACACAUCCUGCAUAGUCUGAAAACAUCUCUUGUUUAAAAUUGCAUCAUAUAAGCUGAAAACUGACAUAAUUUCAUAUCUGUUAAUAAUUUCAUUUUAAAGACUGAAGGACAGUAACUGCAGGCCUGUGUUUUGCACCAGGACUCACACUGUUUACUGAAGGAGAUGAUAGGAAAUAUGCCGAACCUUAAAGAGAACCUGCUAUAAAAUCAGCUGUUUUAUAAGAUGCUCAGCACCUCUUCUGUUGUUUCUGUAAUUAAACCUUAACGUUUCAUCCGCAACAGCCCCCCCCCCCCC
Molecule: messenger RNA, 3571 nt
Organism: Brienomyrus brachyistius
Lineage: Eukaryota; Metazoa; Chordata; Actinopteri; Osteoglossiformes; Mormyridae
Gene: tlx1
Product: T cell leukemia homeobox 1
Exons: 3
Coding region: 399-1313 (304 amino acids)
Biological process (GO): animal organ development; regulation of transcription by RNA polymerase II
Cellular component (GO): nucleus
Molecular function (GO): DNA-binding transcription factor activity, RNA polymerase II-specific; RNA polymerase II cis-regulatory region sequence-specific DNA binding
Source: RefSeq, a predicted model, not a curated record